GUAAUAGGGGGCGUCGUUCUCCAGCAUGGUUGCGGUGAAGUGGUGGUGUUUUCAGCGUGCUAUUUCCUUAUUACACCUUUUGCGAAUGGGGUGGCCACGAAAAUAAACGAGUGCCAAAUGGGAAAGCAUAACUGUGAUAUUAGAGAGGUAUCGAGUUCUUAACUCGAUUUAUUUUGUUCAGCACACAGCGAGAUAAAGUAUCGCAAUGAUCUGCAUAAUGGUACUAUGAGGCAAUGCGUAAAAGGAGUUUUAUUUUAAUUGUUUCACUGGCAUUAGUAUCAUGGGGCGGCGUUACAUAUCACCUCUUUUCUCAAAGACCACUAGCAAGCAAAGUUUUCCGCCCCGGGAAAAUACGAACCCAGCUAGAUCAGCUCGAGCAAGAACUGCAAGCCCAGGUCUCUGCAAAUGCCGAGCUUCUCAACAAUCUUAGACACAUAAAAGAAAAAUUGAAUGCCCCAGAUAACAAAACUGAAGCACCGGUGCUGGGUGACAAUCCUACCAUUGCAGUGCUGCUGUUCGCCUGCAACAGGAUAACCGUAAAGCGUCCCAUUGAUCAACUUCUCAAAUAUCGUCCAUCAAAAGAAAGGUUUCCUUUAAUUGUUAGUCAAGAUUGCAACCAUGCUGUGACUGCAAGCGUCAUUAAAUCAUACGGGGAACAGCUGACUCAUAUUCAGCAACCAGACCAAAGUGACAUUCCAUUAGUAGGCAAACAAAAGAAGUUCAAAGGCUAUUACAAGAUAGCCAGGCAUUAUGGAUGGGCUUUAAACAAGACUUUCCACGACUUCACGUAUGACUCGGUAAUCAUAGUUGAAGAUGACCUGGAACUGUCUCCAGACUUUUUUGAGUAUUUUGCUUCUCUCCAUACCAUACUGAGAAGUGACCCCACGCUUUUCUGUGUUUCUGCUUGGAACGACAACGGGAAAGCAGGCUUAGUGGCAGACAACCCAGAGCUGCUUUACCGGUCAGAUUUUUUCCCUGGUCUGGGCUGGAUGAUGACAAAAGACAUCUGGCUUGAACUUCAGACUAAGUGGCCAACAACAUUCUGGGAUGACUGGAUACGGCAGCCAGAGCAGCGAAAGGACAGAGCUUGUAUUCGUCCAGAGAUAUCCCGCACGAAAACAUUUGGGAAAAUUGGUGUUAGCAAUGGUCUUUUCUACGAGAAGCAUUUGAAGUUCAUACAGCUGAAUAACAAAUUUGUGCCUUUCACCAAGAAGGAUCUCAGUUAUCUAAAAAAAGAUAAUUAUGAUGUGACAUUUGUGAAGGAAGUCUAUGGAAGUCCAUCUGUAACAAUAAAGCAGCUCUUGAAAGGUGGCGUGGAAGGCUCGGAACCAGUUAGAGUCACCUAUGACAGCAAAGCAUCCUUCAAAACUAUUGCCAAAAGCUUGUCACUGAUGGACGAUUUCAAGUCUGGUGUACCGAGGACUGGCUAUCGUGGUGUUGUGUCAAUAAUGUAUCAUGGUAGGAGGGUCUACAUCGCUCCACCAGCUGACUGGAAAGGAUACAACAAGUCGUGGAGUUAGCAUUUGCCAGAACCUUGAAAAUAGCUCAACUGCGUGUGUGUGUGUGCGUGCAUACAAUAGCACCAUUCCAGACACUUGAGUGCUGAGUGUUGCCAAGCCUAAUGUGUUUCAGCAGUAUACAUACUGAAGCGCUUGAUGAGUUAGUGUUGCUUUUUACUCUGGUGUUCAUUCUUUCCACUUUUAUUGUGAACCUAUGUUUAAGAUGUAUGACACUAUUCUACACCCUUUGUUAAAACAAGCGCGGCUGAGGCAUGUUUACCAUCUAUGAAAUUUCGUUUCCCAGAGCGGUUUGUGAGAAAGUGAUACCGGUAGCAGAAUAAUGUAGUGAGUUUUAUCAUAUUGGUUCCCUAUUUUCAAGGAAGAAACUAUGUGAAUGUAGCUUGAAUGUGUGUAUGAAGUAGGCGAGGCAUUGUAAAUAUUUUAGUGUAUAAAUGUAAAUAUAAUCCAGACUGUACUUGGGUAUUUGAUGGGUUCCAGCUGUCUUGUUCCAUUAUGUCUAGCAUCUCUUAGCUAUUUCUGUUUCUUUAUUAGAUACUCACGUAUUUUAUCUUUCCUUCAUAGAAUUUAAAAUGACACUCACUAUAGCUCUGCGGGCAUACUUUUAACUUUGUUUCUACGUGAGUUUCUGAUUUGUUGUUGCACAAAAUGUAGAUAUAUUACGUGUUAAGUUUAGAGUUGAUUUCUAAGGAAAUUGUGUACUUGAAUGACAGGGUUAUUGCAUUAAAAUGGUAUCGAGAGGGAACUGA
Messenger RNA from Ornithodoros turicata, 2266 nucleotides. RefSeq names its product alpha-1,3-mannosyl-glycoprotein 2-beta-N-acetylglucosaminyltransferase-like. Lineage: Eukaryota; Metazoa; Arthropoda; Arachnida; Ixodida; Argasidae. The record is from RefSeq and is a predicted model, not a curated record. Gene Ontology annotation, biological process: protein N-linked glycosylation. The coding region runs from base 234 to 1520 and encodes 428 amino acids. The transcript has 12 exons. Gene Ontology annotation, molecular function: alpha-1,3-mannosylglycoprotein 2-beta-N-acetylglucosaminyltransferase activity. Gene Ontology annotation, cellular component: Golgi apparatus.